AUGCCUGCAAAUACCGCCGUUGCCAAUAACGCUGGUCCUGCUCCUGUUGCCCAUGGCGCAACCGACCCUCGGAGCCCUACGGGCGCCUCCUCCGCUUCCGCCUCCGCUUCCAAGCAUAGCAGGUCGCGCACAACAAUCCCUACGCCAUCCGGGAAAUGGAUCCUGGGUAAGACAGUCGGUGCUGGGAGCAUGGGCAAAGUGAAGUUGGCCCGUAAGGAGGACACUGGCGAGCAGGUUGCUUGCAAAAUCAUUCCACGUGGCUCAACAGAAGAUGGGCACCACUCUCGAGCAGAUAAGGAGAGAGCAGAUCAAUCAAAGGAAAUCAGGACUGCCCGUGAGGCGGCUAUCGUCACGCUUCUCAGUCAUCCUCACAUUUGUGGCAUGAGAGACGUCGUCCGAACCAACUAUCAUUGGUACAUGCUUUGCGAAUACGUCAAUGGCGGCCAAAUGCUUGACUACAUCAUCUCUCAUGGCAAAUUGAAGGAGAAGCAAGCGCGCAAGUUCAGCCGUCAAAUCGCGAGCGCCCUGGACUAUUGCCAUCGCAACAGCAUUGUCCAUCGCGAUCUCAAAAUCGAAAACAUUCUCAUCAGCAAGACCGGCGACAUCAAAAUUAUCGAUUUCGGUCUUAGCAACCUCUUCGCGCCUCGUACUCAUCUCAAAACCUUCUGUGGAAGUCUUUACUUUGCAGCUCCCGAGUUGCUCCAGGCAAGAGCUUACACGGGCCCUGAGGUUGACAUAUGGAGCUUCGGCAUUGUUCUUUACGUGUUGGUGUGCGGUAAGGUACCAUUCGACGAUCAAAGCAUGCCCGCCCUCCACGCCAAGAUCAAGAAGGGGCUAGUUGACUAUCCGAAUUGGCUUUCGAGUGAAUGCAAGCAUCUGCUAUCCCGUAUGCUCGUGACCGAUCCAAAACAACGUGCCACCAUGUUGGAGGUUAUGAGCCAUCCAUGGAUGACCAAGGGAUACAACGGCCCGCCCGACAAUCACUUGCCACCCCGUGAACCCUUGACUCUUCCUCUAGACUCGGACGUAGUCAACGCCAUGACCGGGUUUAAUUUCGGUCCUCCGGAUUCUAUCAAGGCACAGUUGGUUCGAACAAUCGAAUCCGAGGAGUAUCAACGUGCCGUACGUCUGUACCAGCGGGAAAAGGACCUUCCCCAGCCAGCCAAGGACGUCGAGAAGAAGCGGGGUUUUGGCUUUGACUUUUACAAGAGAAGAAAUUCGGGCAAUAGCCGCGACACACUGACGGCCCCAAGCUCCGAGGCUCUUCAGCUUGGCAACGAUCCGCUAAAUGCGUUUAGUCCGCUUGUUUCGAUAUACUAUUUGGUGCGGGAGAAGCAAGACCGUGACCGCGCUGAACGGAAUCCUGGAGUGCAAAGCACGCCCAAGGAGAAGCCACCCAUCCCAGAGAUUACACCACCACAAGAAGCACACACCAACACGGCGGCUUAUGAAAUGCCUGGUGAGAGGGCCACCGGUGGUCGGUCCCGUCCCCGUGCCAGGACUCAUGGAGAAGACGAAGCACCUGACUCCGUGAAGGCUUCCCAGCUCUCACCAAACGCCCCGCUGUCCCCAGAAGUGCCUCCUGAGCCCUUGCCAAAGAAGGAAAGCACCGCUGCCGGUAUACUGCGACGUUUUAGCACACGAAGACGCAAAGACCCGGAGCGGCUGGAUAAGGACCGCUCUCACCCUCCAGUGGUCCAAGUUCAUUCCCCAUCUGGUGGUGCUUCAGCCGAGACAACCCCGUCCUCUGUGCCGAGAAAGAGUUUCAGCAUUCGACGCGGCAGACGGGAGCGCGAGGAACCUAUGCCCCUGCCGUUGCGGUCUGGCAGCAGUCAGCCGCAGCACAGCGAUCUCCUCAGCCCGCCUCUUUCCGCAGGGGGCCCGUCGUCACGCCGGAAAGGUCUGGGUCGAUCCACGAGCGUAAACUCGGCAGACCUUCGUCGCCGCGGAUCGACUAGGACUGAAAAAGAUCCACCGCCGACCAGUGGGUCAGAUCAAUCGACGACAACUGCUGACAGGCCUCCGCCAGCAUCACGAGAUGGUCAACAGUCUCGCGCAGCGUCGAUGAGAGCCAAGUCCCUCGGACAUGCGAGGCGUGAGAGCAUUCAGCAACGAAGACUCCGGCGGGAAGAGGCACGGGAGGCCAAUGUCCCGGAAGAAACCGACCAAGAGCAGGGAGAUCAGAGUGGUGUAUCGACGGACAGGUUGGACAGGUCCGAUCUAGCCAAACCAGUUUUUUUGAAGGGAUUGUUCAGUGUGUCAACAACGUCGACAAAGAAUGUCACCGAGAUUAGGGCCGACAUCAAGCGCGUUUUGAAAGGUCUGGGAGUAGACUACAUAGAGAUCAAGGGUGGCUUCACAUGCAAGCACACACCAAGCAUAGAUCUCAAGAGGGUUCAGGAUCCUCCCGGUAGCCCUGGCCAAGCACCACCUGGCCACAGACGGCGAUUCAGCCUAGGCGGGAUGAGAGGCGGUGACCGAGAACGAGACGACCUCCCCAGCACAGAUCGGGGACCAUCAACACCCCGAGGCACAGGCAGGAACGGGGCAGACAGCUACUCAAACUCAGACGUCUCGAUCGACAGCGUCUCUCGCGAAGCAGGAGGCUCGUCCAGAAGAGUGCCAGGCGAGACAAGCACCCAUGUCCAGAGCGACCUCGGCGGAAACAUGGUUUUGGAGUUUGAGAUAUUCAUUGUGAAGGUCCCGUUGCUAUCGCUGCAUGGCAUUCAGUUUAAGCGCUUGGUUGGCAACACUUGGCAAUACAAGAAUAUGGCCGACCAGGUGCUCCGAGAGCUUCGUCUUUAA
This is a messenger RNA of Colletotrichum chrysophilum, 2805 nucleotides long. RefSeq lists its product as uncharacterized. Gene Ontology annotation, molecular function: ATP binding; protein serine/threonine kinase activity; tau-protein kinase activity. Gene Ontology annotation, cellular component: cytoplasm. Bases 1 to 2805 code for a protein of 934 amino acids. NCBI's taxonomy places the organism in Eukaryota, Fungi, Ascomycota, Sordariomycetes, Glomerellales, Glomerellaceae. The record is from RefSeq and is a predicted model, not a curated record. The transcript is spliced from 3 exons. Gene Ontology annotation, biological process: protein phosphorylation; microtubule cytoskeleton organization; intracellular signal transduction.